AUGAAGCCCUUCCGCUCCGUCCUCUUCCUCGUCGCCUUCCUCCUUGUCCAGCUGGGUUCCAGAGCUGCCCCCACGGCCUCACCGUCUUCCGGCUCCGACCCCGCCGGGGUGGGCCGCCCCUACCAGACCUCCCCUCUGGCUCCUGAAGCGGCCGCGGGAGAUGGGCCCGAGCCCUCCCAGACCCCUGGCGCGGCUUCCCCGGAGCCCUCUGCCCUCGGCUCCACCGAGACGCCCGCGCCUGACCUCGGGGAGACCCUGUUCUCAGAGGCUCCUGAGACCCCCUCCCGCGACCCACUCACAGCCUCUACCCCAGAAUCCCCGGGCACCCCAGACCCUUCUGAGACCCCCAAACCUGACCCGGCUGAAAUUCCACACUCAGCGUCACCCGUGGCCUCAACUACCCUUACCCAAACCACACACCCGGAACCCCCAGAGACGCCCAAACCUAACGCCACAGAAAUCUCACGUGUGGAAGCCCCAGAGACCCCAAAUCCCGACCCCACCAAGACCCUUGACCCCACAUCUCCAGAAACGCGUGACCCCGACACCACUGAGGCUGCAGACCAGACCCUGCAGCCUGACCCUACUGCGACCCCCAACCCAGAACCCCAUGUGACCCACAACCCCGGCCCCACAGAGCUCCCCACAGCCCACUCCCAGAAUGCAUCAGAGACCCCCGUGACCUGUGACCCGGAGAUCCCCACGACUCCUCCCCCAGACACGCCUGCAACCUUCAAGGAGGAAGCUACCGCCCUCGGCGAGGCGCACCUGAGCCCCACACCUGACACCCCGGCGGCCACCCAGCCCGACUCCCCGAAACUGCCCCCCUCAGAGUCCCCAGGGGCCGUGGAGCUGAAGGCCUCCCAGAACUCUAGCUCCAAAGGGCCUGACACCCCUCCUCCCUCAGCCCGAAUCGCGAGCCCCCCUGCGCCCCCAGGACCCCCCAACCAGCCGGCGCCUGCCACUCUGAGGGACCCCCCAAGGCGCAGCCGAGGCGACAGCGUCAACACCAUCAUCGUGGUGGAACGAGUGAAGGAGACCGGCGUGACGCUCGUGGGGCGCCCGCGCGGCGCGGGAGGCGGGGCCCUGUGCCUGUUCUUCGCGGGGACCGGGCUGCUGAUCGGCAUCUUCCUGCUGCUGUGGUGCCUGUACCGCCGCGCGGCUCGGCACCGCCCCUUCGCACACCACCGGCUCCCGGACCACGGAGACGAAGCCGUGAUGCACCUGGACACCCCGAAGGACCCCUACGACCUGUACUUUUACGCGCCGGAUGCCUGGGUCCCUUCGCACAUCGCCACCAAGCAGCCGCCGCCAACACCCCCGCUGCCACCCAAGCUGCCCCCGCCGCCGCGCGGGGGCCGCCCGCAGCGCCUGGAGGCCCUGUCCCCCGCCACGCUGCCCGACAACUUCGUGUGAGCCCCGGAGGGAGGGGCACCCGGGGGUCUUCCUGGCCCGCUUCGCUGCGUAGCGGCCCGCUCUGACCGAGGGUCCGACCCAGAGAUGCUUUUGCUGCGUGGGGAAACACGGGGGAGGCCCAAUAAAUCAUGU
Lepus europaeus (European hare) is the source of this 1548-nucleotide messenger RNA. RefSeq names its product golgi associated olfactory signaling regulator (gene GFY). The transcript is spliced from 3 exons. The record is from RefSeq and is a predicted model, not a curated record. The coding region runs from base 1 to 1416 and encodes 471 amino acids. Lineage: Eukaryota; Metazoa; Chordata; Mammalia; Lagomorpha; Leporidae.